Salvia splendens (bonfire salvia) is the source of this 2234-nucleotide messenger RNA. RefSeq names its product pentatricopeptide repeat-containing protein PNM1, mitochondrial-like. The record is from RefSeq and is a predicted model, not a curated record. Lineage: Eukaryota; Viridiplantae; Streptophyta; Magnoliopsida; Lamiales; Lamiaceae. Gene Ontology annotation, molecular function: protein binding.
AAACACCUUUUCACUCAAAAAUGAAAUUAAUUCCAAUGUAAAAUGAAAUUGAUAAAAUAAAAAUACCCUACCCCCCAAAACCCCAGAAAACCUUGUUCUCUUUCACACGCACCGCUCUAAGUAAAAAAAAUGCGGAAGCUCUCGCCUUUACACCUGCGCAAACUGCUCCUCCGCUGCUUCUCCACCUCCCAUCUCCUCACCCGCCACCCCCUCCCGGCCCCUCGAUGUCCGCCUCCGGAAUUUGUCCCUUCAAACGCCUUCUCCGCCGGCCGACGCCACUGGUUUUUUCCCAUCAGAAAUUUCUCCUCACAAACAGGAAACCCAUCCGCAACCGCAAAUUCUGUCAAUCUAAACCCUGAAAAAUCCGAAAGCGAUGAAGACGCAGUCGCUAAAUUGUUUUCCGACGAGCUCCAGAAAAACCCAGAUUCAGAACCCCUCCCUCUUCAAAAAAGACUUGAUCUUUCAUUCUCCCACGUCCGGAUUAGCCCUGCAAUGCUCCUCUCCACACUCAAUUUGUCCCCUGACGCGGGCCGUAUGGCGCUAGAUUUCCUCAAAUGGGCGAAAUCAAGGCCAGGAUUUGAGCCUAGUGAUGAGGUUUACUCUCAUUUCGUUGCGUAUUUUGGGAGGAGAAAGGAUUUCAAAGCUACCCACGAAGUUCUUGUGGAUGGCCUUGGAGUCGCUGGGGUUAAGUCUCUUGAAGCCCUAAUUGAUCGAAUGGUUCGUGCAGGUAUGCCCUCCCAAACCGUUGCAUUGUUUGAGAGGAUGGAGAAAGACUAUGGGUUUGUGAGGGAUAUGGAUUCAUUGAAGCUGAUUGUGUCUGGUCUCUGCAACCAUGGCUACGCUAGCUAUGCCGAAAAAUUGGUUAAGGGUUUGGCAAAUGAGUUCUUUCCCGAUGAGUAUAUAUGCGAUGCAUUGAUCGAAGGCUGGUGCGUGGAUGGGAAGCUGGAUGAAGCCAAGAGAUUGCUCGGUGAGAUGCAGAGGGGCGGAUUCGAGAUAGGUACUUACGCUUACAAUGCGAUUUUAGAAUGUGUUUGCACGCUUUGUAGGAAGAAGGAUCCUUUUAGGCUCGAUAGCGAGUCAAGAAACGUGCUGGUUGAGAUGGAGAGGAACGGUGUUCCUUGCGAUGUGGAGACGUUUAAUGUUCUUAUUACUAAUUACUGCAAGAUUAGGAAGACCUCAGUUGCAUUAGAACUGUUCUCUAGUAUGGGGAUGCGGGGGUGUUACCCUAAUGAGGCUACGUUCCUUGUGUUGAUCAAGGGCUUGUAUCAGGCUGCCAUUGGGGAAGGGGAUGAGAUGAUUGAUAGGAUGAAGUCCGCUGGGUUUGGGGAUGCUCUGGAUACCAAGGCUUAUUACGAGUUCUUGAAGAUUCUAUGUGGGAUCGAGAGGGUUGAUCAUGCUAUGAAUGUUUUUGCAAUGAUGAAGGAGGAUGGACGCAAGCCGGGUAUUAAGAGUUACGACUUGUUGAUGGGGAAGCUGUGUGCUCAUGGACGUCUUGAUAAGGCUAAUGCUCUUUAUAAGGAAGCUGAGAGCAGCGGGCUGGCUGUGCAGCCAAAGGCAUACAAGGUUGAUCCGAGAUUUGUGAAGAAGAAGGAUACUGCGGUGAAGAAGGAAAAGAAGAGGGAGACACUUCCUGAGAAGAUGGCAAGGAAGAGGAGACGGCUUAAACAGAUUAGAUUGAGUUUUGUGAAGAAGCCAAAGAAGAUGAGGCGGCGUGCUUGUUAAGCUCCUACCCUUUUCUUUGUGGAACAUCAGAAUUUCGGGAGAGAUUGGUGUUGAACUCCUACAUGCUUCAUCAAAGAUUACAUGGGAAACUGCUGUGCGCUAUGCCACCAAAUUCUUUCAAGAACCUGGUAGCGUUUACUCUAUCUAUAUCAAGGAUUGUUUCCCAUGUUGCAAAUAUAGAAACGGUUACUGCUGCACGAUGUUGGAUCAUUCCGGGAUUGUUUUCUUUCUUGAAUCUUGCGAUAGUUGACAGGGAUCGUCAAUGCUGUAUUUUCUGCAGGUUUUCUGCAGUUAAGUUUAGUUGUUACCUUUUUGUUAGUAUUUGUGUCGAGGAAUCUAGUUCUUUUUUUUGGUGGGUAAAUAAAUAGGUAGGGAGUAUCAAAACAGUGAAAGAAAAAAAAACAAAGUCGUAGAAUAGGGAGUACUACUUACUAGUAGCUUUUAUUGUGUUAAACUUUUAUUACAAAACUCAUGAAUAGUAGUGUCUAUAAAAUAUCUAGAAUGUUUUGGGA